UGCACCGCGCCCCGCACUCCCAAAGGGAGAACAUGAUCGGCCUGCUGUCCCGGGUGGGCGCCUACUUCUGGCGGAGAGCAGACACCUUGGAUGAGGUGCAGGAUGUUGGGGAGUCCUCAAUGGUUAGGUAUAUGGAUGGAGUGGUUACUCGAUUUUGCAACGAUUAUGGUAUGAUUAAUGACCAGGUUUACUUUACAAAUGAUGUUGUGGUUGGCCGGGAGCCAUUGGGCGUUGGACAGAAGGUUCAUGUUGCAUUUGAAGAAGAUGAAACCUCAGGAGGAUGGAGAGCAGUCAGGGUUCAAAUCCUUUCAAACCAAUGGGAAAGCAACACUCAAGAUGAUCUUGAUACUUUUGACCAGAGCGUAAAAGUUUUAAUUGGCACUGUGACGUUUUGCAAUAAAGAUGGUGGCGAAAUCAACAAAACAACUUGUUUUUCCAUGGGUGAUGUAUGUGAAGGAUACGAGCCAUACCAAGGAGAUUGGGUAAGAGCAGAGUAUAUUAUAAAUCCAACAACAUGGAGUAGCGAGGCAUGUGCAGUAAAACCAGUUCGGUGUAAACGAGUAGAUCAGGUCAUAAUUACAGCCUUCUAUGGGAGAAGUGGUGUUCUUGAUGAACAUAUAUAUUUCACAAUGGAUUCCAUACGGCUUCCUCAGGGUUACCAUCCUAAACGCGGAGAUGUAGUGAACGCCGUCGUCAUAGAGAGUAGCCAGUCGUGCUACAUUUGGAGGGCGUUAUGCAUCGCACCGGUUAACAAAGAUAGUUUAUCUACAUCCAAAGAAGUGGAUGCCCAGAAUCAGUACUCUGCUGCUUUGAUGACGAACAAAGGCGGUUUGGAGAUUUCUCGGAUGACUAACUUCGGAGUCAUUAAACAGGGCCAGAGCAAAACCAUAAGCAUUCACCUUGCGAAUAAAGGGACGGAAGACCAACGCUUGCUCUCGUGCAACGUAGCAGGUUGGGAAAAGGAAAACCACUUCAGGUUUGAAAUGUGCGACCCAAAAUCUGGCUGUUUGGAGGACGUCUCAUCCAUCUCAUCACCUGGCACUUCUCUGCCUCCAAAUUCACAGGUGUUAUCUGGCAGUAAUUCCAAUCCCAAAGCGAAGAUGAAUAAUCCUACACCUAUUACUAAUGGCAUAAGGUCUAAGCAUUGGCACAUGGAUUACAAUGUCACUUCUGUAACUCCACACUUGGUUGGCCAAUACUGUAAUUACAUUAACAGAUCUAAUAGUGCGCUUUCAAAUAUUUUGGGUAAGUCGAUGCAUAAACACAAUGAGUCUUCUGUUCAGGAUCACCCAUUGGGUCUUAACAACUCAGGGUUGCGUGAUGACCAGUCAUCUACAGAAAGUGGAGACAGUGACUUGGAAAUAGAAAAUAUAAAGCCUACACAGAAACCAAAAUCUUGUGAGUCAAUGGUGAUUCCUCCGGGAGAAGAGAGAUUUAUUACAAUCAUCUGUGAGGGACGAAAUCCAGGUCGCUGCAAGGAGUUGGUGUUUUUCUUUUUCACCGACUUUGUGAUUGGACGUUAUCUUGAAGCAGUAAUUGAAAGUGAAGAAGAAGUCUUAAUUUGCACCCCAAAGGCUUCUGCUCCCAAACAGACACUGUCCGCGUCAGAGACCAUGCCAAACAGGACCAUUCUGUCUGCUCCACCGAGAAAAUCCAGGAGACAACUUCCGAGUUUUAUCCCAUUAUAUUCCAUACCAAACAGACUUCGCAGGUGUGUGGAACAGAACAUGGAUGUGUUGGCAUUGGAGCCUUGUCUCGGAGAAAUCAUUUGUCUUUCUAAUCAUCACAAAAAGUUGUCGACUUUGCUUUGGUUGGAGGAUAUUCAUUUGGAGAUGGAAAUUAAAGAAUUCAGCCUUAGCGGAGUUUGUCUUCAGAAACGUGGUGGGUACCUGGUGUUGGAUGUCCCAGGUCUGGCGGAGGGCAGGCCCUCGUUAUUUCCAGGGGACAAGAUUAUGUUAAAAUAUCAAGCAUACUCUACACAAAUGACGGAAUUUCCUGGUACAGUUGUUGAAAUACAUGAUGAGGAAGUCACAAUUCGGGUUAACUCGGAGUUUGAAAGGUCAUACAAAUUUGAACCAAUGGAUGUAGAAUUUACGUUGAAUAGGACCACAAGCAGAAGGUGUCAUUUUGCGGUUGAGCAAGGAGAACACCUUGGUCAAAGAGUAUUGUUCCCAGAGACGCUAGUAUUGCAGUUUCCACAAGUUGUCACGAUGGAGAGCAAGAAACAGGAUUGUGCGAACAAUAGAGAACAGACACUCACCCAGCAGGAAAAUCAGGUUGACGCACAGAACAUAUCGUAUGCUAAUAAUUUACCACGAGAGAGAAACUCUGUAACCAUGAGUGAUAUGGUGACUGUGGCUACCCAGACUAACAGAAAUGGGAAGGGGACGCCAGUGAAGAAGAGGAAUGAGUUUUUCAAUAAUGUGUUGAAUGAAAACCAAAAACUGGCAGUGAGAAGGAUCCUCAGCGGGGAAUGCCGGCCAACUCCAUAUAUUCUCUUUGGGCCCCCAGGAACAGGGAAAACUGUCACCAUUAUAGAAGCCAUUUUACAGAUAUACUAUUCCUUAUCGGACAGUCGUAUUUUGGUCUGUGCGCCUUCAAACAGCGCCUCUGAUUUGGUAUGUUUACGGCUUCAUGAGACUGGGAAACUUGAACCUGGAUCAAUGGUGAGAGUUAAUGCUUCAAGUCGACAAGAAGAGAGCAUCCCUGAGUUGAUUAAACCAUACUGUGGAUCUGGGGAAGAUAUUCGCAAGGCCUCUCGGUUUCGAAUUAUAAUUUCCACUUGCAGCAGUGCCGGCAUGUUUUACCAAAUAGGAUUACGGAUUGGCCAUUUCACACAUGUGUUUGUGGAUGAAGCUGGACAAGCCAGUGAACCAGAAUGUCUCAUACCUCUGGGGCUAAUCUCAGAAGUCAGUGGGCAAAUUGUCCUUGCAGGUGAUCCUAUGCAGCUUGGGCCCAUAAUAAAGUCCAGAGUUGCAUUGGUCUAUGGCCUCGGUGUGUCCUUCUUGGAGAGGCUAAUGUCUCUCCCAUUGUAUUCAAGAGAUGAAGAUACGUAUGGGGCUUGUGGGAACUACAAUCCAUUGCUGAUCACAAAGCUGGUGAAGAAUUAUAGAUCCCACGCUGCCUUGCUCCACCUGCCCUCCAAACUCUUCUACCACAAGGAACUGGAAGUCUGUGCUGAUCCCAAUGUAGUCAACAGGCUCACGAGGUGGGACAAGCUGCCUAACAAAGGUUUCCCUUUGAUUUUCCACGGUGUGAGAGGGGUUGAAAUGCGUGAAGGGAACAAUCCAUCUUGGUUCAAUCCCUCGGAAGCCGUUCAAGUCAUGCGAUACUGCUGCAUUCUCGCGAAACACAUCACUACAUCAGUGUCCCCUAAAGAGAUUGGUGUAAUCACACCAUAUCGGAAACAGGGUGAGAAAAUUAGAACACUGCUUCGAGCAGCAGAACUUUGGGACAUAAAAGUUGGAUCUGUUGAAGAGUUCCAGGGGCAGGAAUUCCUGGUGAUUAUUAUAUCCAUGGUGCGAUCAUGUGAAGAUUCUCUUUAUACAGAUUCAAGAUAUUUAUUGGGAUUUUUGUCAAAUCCUAAACGAUUUAACGUUGCAACAACCAGACCAAAGGCGCUACUUAUUGUACUGGGAAACCCCCACAUCCUUGUCAGGGAUCCAUGUAUAUGUGCUUUGCUUGAAUACAGCCUAAAAAAUGGAGCCUACACUGGCUGCAACCUUCCUCACGGCCUUGACUCUCUUCAACAGUGCGAUUAGUCUGAGCUCCUAACAACCUGGUUAAAGCUUUGUACUGAGACCGAAGCAGUCAAUACAAACUAAGAGAUGAUACCAGCUCUUCGCAUGCUGUAAGGGGAAGGGGUUUCCCUUAAAACUGGGCAUGUUUUUUUUUCUUUUACUUAUUCACAAGUUUAU
Molecule: messenger RNA, 3917 nt
Organism: Pelobates fuscus (common spadefoot toad)
Lineage: Eukaryota; Metazoa; Chordata; Amphibia; Anura; Pelobatidae
Gene: MOV10L1
Product: Mov10 like RNA helicase 1
Exons: 26
Coding region: 33-3761 (1242 amino acids)
Biological process (GO): regulatory ncRNA-mediated post-transcriptional gene silencing
Cellular component (GO): P granule; cytosol
Molecular function (GO): ATP hydrolysis activity; helicase activity
Source: RefSeq, a predicted model, not a curated record